AUGCCUGAGCAAAGUAAUGAUUAUCGUGUUGUUGUAUUUGGUGCAGGCGGUGUUGGAAAAAGUUCAUUGGUGCUGAGAUUUGUUAAAGGUACAUUUCGGGAAUCGUAUAUACCAACUAUUGAAGAUACGUAUAGACAAGUAAUAAGCAGCAACAAAACAAUAUGUACUUUACAAAUUACUGAUACAACAGGAUCUCACCAAUUUCCAGCAAUGCAAAGAUUAUCAAUAAGUAAGGGUCAUGCAUUUAUCCUUGUAUACUCUGUCAGCAGUCGACAAUCAUUGGAAGAAUUAAAGCCAAUAUGGCAGACAAUAAAAGAAAUAAAAGGUACCGAGUUACCUAAUAUACCUGUAAUGCUUGCCGGGAACAAAUGUGAUGAGAGUCCAGAAAUAAGAGAGGUUUCUGCAGCCGAAGGACAAGCUCAAGCACAAACUUGGGGAGUAUCAUUUAUGGAAACAUCUGCUAAAACUAAUCAUAAUGUCACACAACUAUUUCAGGAGCUGUUAAACAUGGAAAAGAAUAGAAAUGUUUCCCUACAAGUUGAUGGUAAGGGUAAAAAGAAAAAAGAAAAGGUAGUCAAAGAUGGUGGUGAGGCAUCUGCUAGUGGGAGAGAGAAAUGCCUGGUCAUG
Messenger RNA from Brenthis ino (lesser marbled fritillary), 627 nucleotides. The record is from the annotation of a GenBank genome assembly. Lineage: Eukaryota; Metazoa; Arthropoda; Insecta; Lepidoptera; Nymphalidae.